This is a messenger RNA of Echinococcus granulosus, 255 nucleotides long. RefSeq lists its product as hypothetical. The coding region runs from base 1 to 255 and encodes 84 amino acids. The transcript is spliced from 4 exons. NCBI's taxonomy places the organism in Eukaryota, Metazoa, Platyhelminthes, Cestoda, Cyclophyllidea, Taeniidae. The record is from RefSeq and is a predicted model, not a curated record.
AUGAAGGUUCUGCCUUGGUGUUGGGUUGCAUUCAACAUCAAAAACAGCUGCAGUGGAGAUGCAGACGUCUUUACCGACACUGAGCGUAGCACGUUACGGGCAACUGGCACCUGCUCAGGCAGCACCGUAGGCUACAUCUCGCUGGCUGAAAACACUGAACACGCAUUCAGCUUGUCAGCAAAGCUGGAAGAGUCGGUAGGGCGUCUUCUGCGUCUUCUGAAUGGGCUCAUCAGUGAACGUGGAAGAAUUGCUUAG